Messenger RNA from Zalophus californianus (California sea lion), 2280 nucleotides. It is a transcript of the gene SFXN2, whose product is annotated as sideroflexin 2. The record is from RefSeq and is a predicted model, not a curated record. Gene Ontology annotation, biological process: serine import into mitochondrion; monoatomic ion transport. Lineage: Eukaryota; Metazoa; Chordata; Mammalia; Carnivora; Otariidae. Gene Ontology annotation, molecular function: monoatomic ion transmembrane transporter activity. Bases 149 to 1117 code for a protein of 322 amino acids. The transcript is spliced from 12 exons. Gene Ontology annotation, cellular component: mitochondrial inner membrane.
GGAGCAGAGCAGGGGCGCGGCGAGGGGCGGUUCCCGCGCCGAGGCCGCAGGUUACUACAGGCCGGGCUUCCAUCGCAGGGUACUUCUGUUGGCAGUUGUCUCAGUACGUUCUUCCCGGGACCAGUCCACAGCUUUGUGUAGGAGCAAGAUGGAGGCUGAUCUGUCUGGCUUUAACAUCGAUGCCCCCCGUUGGGACCAGUGCACUUUCCCGGGACGGGUGAAACACUUCUUCAAUAUCACAGACCCGCGCACCAUCCUGGUCCCAGAUCGGGAGCUGGACUGGGCCAAGGGGAUGGUAGAGAAGAGCAGAAUGGGGGUUGUGCCCCCGGGUACCCAAGUGGAGCAGCUGUUGUACGCCAAGAAGCUGUAUGACUCAGCCUUCCACCCUGACACCGGGGAGAAGAUGAACGUCAUUGGGCGGAUGUCCUUCCAGGUCCCCGGCGGCAUGAUCAUCACGGGCUUCAUGCUCCAAUUCUACAGGACGAUGCCAGCGGUGAUCUUCUGGCAGUGGGUGAACCAGUCCUUCAAUGCCUUAGUCAACUAUACCAACAGGAAUGCAGCUUCCCCCACGUCUGUCAGGCAGAUGGCCCUUUCCUACAUCACAGCCACAACCACUGCGGUGGCCACUGCUGUGGGCAUGAACAUGUUGACGAAGAGAGCUCCACCCCUGGUGGGCCGCUGGGUGCCCUUUGCCGCUGUGGCGGCUGCUAACUGUGCCAACAUCCCAAUGAUGCGACAGCAGGAACUCAUCCAGGGCAUCUGCGUGAAGGACAGGAAUCACAAUGAGAUCGGUCAUUCCCGGAGAGCUGCAGCCAUAGGCAUCACCCAAGUGGUUAUUUCUCGGAUCACCAUGGCAGCCCCUGGCAUGAUCUUGCUCCCAGUCAUCAUGGAAAGGCUGGAGAAGCUGCAUUUCAUGAAGAAAGUCAAGGUCCUGCACGGCCCAUUGCAAGUUCUGCUGUCUGGCUGCUUCCUCAUCUUCAUGGUACCAGUGGCUUGUGGGCUCUUCCCACAGAGAUGUGAACUGUCAGUUUCUUAUCUGGAACCAGAACUCCACGACACCAUCAAGGCCAAGUAUGGAGAACUUGUGCCUUAUGUCUACUUCAAUAAGGGCCUCUAAAUGCCCCAUCCCAGCAAGGACUAGUCUAUACCCAUAUUCACCUUCCUUAGCUGCCUUGUACACCUGUGCCCUCAUUUCUUUGCCAACAGGGCCUAAAGGUCAGGGUGGAUUUGGGGGGUGGGGAGCCUCAUGUUUUUUUACCCAGGUAUGGGUUAUUGGACUCCAGGGGAUAAAAGUGAGCAAGGGGAGGAAAGACCAAGUCUUUUAUCUGCCUCCGCCCCCCCGCCCCAACCACCAUCCCCUGGGGACCGGGAGCUGAGACUUCCUGAGGGAGAAGUUGCUGGAACCUGGGGGAGAUAAUCAAGCAAACCAUUUGGAAAAAUUAGGAAAUCUUUGGAAUUCUAAUUCUGGCCAGGACUGGGGAGGAGCCCCUGGGAUAAAGGGAAGCUCCCAGCCCUGUUUCUUCUUCCCUUCCUCCUCAUCUUGUCUCAUGCUACAGAACGUUUUGCCCCUGCAAUUCUAGCUAACUCAGGAAGGGAGAGGGAAGAAGUCUGUUGUCACCUUGGGGCUCUUCUCCAUUCUUCCCCAUAUUCCUCUCCAGUGCCCCCUUAUCAGAGUGUCUUUGGGAGUGCUGCUAAACUUGGGUUGAUCAAGCACCCACGAGUUCUUAGUGCUAAAAAAAAAGGCCACUGCAUGAGGCAGCAAAGUUUCAUGGUGCUCUAAGCCCUGUGACACUGACUUUGUUCUCCUGUGCUAAAAUCAUGUCUGAUUUUACAUCUCUGUGUUUAAAAGAUAAAUCCACUAACUGUGAGUAAAAAUCAUAUAUGUAGAUAUUAACAACACAUUUUAAUGGGUGUAUUUUCCUAGCUCCCUCCCUUCCUCAGCCCAUUGGGUUAAACACCAAAGACUGGUGCGUACUGAAUAGGAAAGGGGAGUUUUAUUUAGAUACCUCUGAGAAUUAAUCAGUCAGGACCAAAGAGCCUUAAAGGACACACAGCAAAGUACAGCCAUUUGCCGUUCCCAUCUUGGCUGCUCUAGGUGAUUUUUCAGGCUCGGGCCGGGGGGGCAUGGAAGGAGACCAUUGUGGCUUACCUGGGAUCAAUGUUUGUAUUGAGUUCUGUCUAGUAGAAUUUACUGACGAUUCAAAGGAUAUCACUGUGAAUCAAAUAAAUUUCUUGAAAAAGCACAAUGAACUGUCUGCAGACUGAGUUAAUAAAGCCUGG